UCCGCUGCCGGCCCGCGGGCGGCUCGGCGGCCAUGCGGGCAGUACAGCCGCGCUCCCGGCAGCAGACCCUGGCCCUGCGGCAGCAGCUCGUCGGCUCUUCUUGCAAGCUGUUUUUUCCUAAUGAUCCAGUGAAGAUCACGAAGGCAAAAGGCCAGUAUAUGUAUGAUGAGAAUGGGAGACAGUACCUUGACUGCAUAAACAAUGUGGCUCAUGUUGGACACUGUCACCCUGAUAUAGUAAAGGCAGCCCAUGAACAGAAUCAGUUGUUAAAUACAAAUUCUCGUUACCUUCAUGACAACUUGGUUGAUUAUGCAGAGAGACUUUCAAAAACACUACCUGAGAAAUUAUGCAUCUUCUAUUUUUUGAAUUCUGGGUCUGAAGCCAACGACCUUGCCCUGAGACUGGCACGGCAGUACACAAAACACGAGGAUGUGAUUGUUUUAGACUAUGCUUACCAUGGACAUCUGACAUCUUUGAUUGACAUAAGCCCAUAUAAAUUCAGAAAUCUAGAAGGACAAAAGGAAUGGGUCCACGUGGCUCCUGUUCCAGACACAUACAGAGGACUUUAUAGAGAAGACCAUGAAGAUCCAGUAACAGCCUAUGCUGAUGAAGUAAAAAAUAUUAUUGAGCAUGCACAUAAGAGAGGCAGAAAGAUUGCUGCAUUUUUUGUUGAAUCUCUACCAAGUGUUGGUGGUCAAAUCAUUCCCCCAGCAGGAUAUUUUCAGAAGGUUGCAGAGCAUAUGCACAAGGCAGGAGGUGUAUUUAUUGCUGAUGAAAUUCAAGUUGGCUUUGGCAGGGUUGGCAAGCACUUCUGGGCAUUCCAGCUUCAGGGAGAAGAUUUCAUACCUGAUAUUGUCACUAUGGGGAAGCCAAUAGGAAAUGGGCACCCACUUGCUUGUGUAGCAACAACAAAAGAAAUUGCAGAAGCAUUUGCGGCCACAGGAGUGGAGUAUUUUAAUACAUUUGGUGGGAACCCUGUUUCAUGUGCCAUUGGAUUAGCUGUGUUAGAUGUAAUUGAGAAGGAACACCUUCAGGCUCAUGCCACAGAGGUAGGCAACUUCUUGAUGAAGACACUCAAGGAGCAGCAAAUCAAGCAUCCAAUCAUUGGUGAUGUCAGAGGUUGUGGCUUAUUCAUUGGAGUGGAUUUAAUCAAGGACCAAGAAGAAAGGACUCCAGCUACAGCAGAAGCAGAGGAUCUAAUAACAAGACUUAAGGAAAAAUAUAUUCUACUGAGUACAGAUGGGCCAGGAAGAAAUGUGCUGAAAUUCAAGCCCCCAAUGUGUUUUAAUAUAAAGGAUGCAAAAUUUGUUGUGGAGACAAUUGACAAAAUACUAACAGAUAUGGAAAAAGAAUGUCUGAACCAAUAGAAAAGACCUGUUUGUUCCACCUGAGCAGGUUUCAAACAAUGUUCAAGAUCUACUAAGAAACAUUAUUCUACUAUAAUAAUGCACAUUUAAUCUUCAUCCUAGCAUGUCUUAGACCAGAUAAGUCACCUCUGAUUUUUCUGUUUUCAUUUAUCUUGUUUUUAGUAAAAGCUCUAGGAGAAAUAAAUUUUACAAGAGCUUGUCUCAA
Molecule: messenger RNA, 1572 nt
Organism: Camarhynchus parvulus
Lineage: Eukaryota; Metazoa; Chordata; Aves; Passeriformes; Thraupidae
Gene: PHYKPL
Product: 5-phosphohydroxy-L-lysine phospho-lyase
Exons: 13
Coding region: 33-1367 (444 amino acids)
Cellular component (GO): mitochondrion
Molecular function (GO): pyridoxal phosphate binding; transaminase activity
Source: RefSeq, a predicted model, not a curated record